This is a messenger RNA of Fusarium verticillioides 7600, 1308 nucleotides long. RefSeq lists its product as hypothetical. The transcript is spliced from 9 exons. Bases 25 to 1029 code for a protein of 334 amino acids. NCBI's taxonomy places the organism in Eukaryota, Fungi, Ascomycota, Sordariomycetes, Hypocreales, Nectriaceae. The record is from RefSeq and is a predicted model, not a curated record. Gene Ontology annotation, molecular function: methyltransferase activity.
AAACACUACCCCUCUUCUGUCGAUAUGGCUCAAACUCAAGAAGUCGAUCCAGCAGCCAUCCUGCCUGACGACGUAACUCAGGAUACUGACUCUUCCCUUGGCGAGGAUCUCCAGUCUUCUACGGCGAGUGUCUCCAGCUCGAUCCUGAAUUAUCGUCGUGAGAACGGCAGAACAUAUCACGCUUACAAAGAUGGAAAAUAUGCCUUACCAAAUGAUGAGGCUGAAAAUGAGAGACUUGAUCUUCAACAUAACCUGUUUCUGCUCACUUUCGACGAUAAACUCGGCUUAUCACCGCCAAACAAACCAGAUACCAAGGUUAAGCAUGUUCUGGAUGUCGGGACAGGCACUGGCAUCUGGGCUAUCGAUUAUGCGGAUGAGCACCCUGAAGCUCAGGUAACGGGGGUUGAUCUGUCGCCAAUCCAACCAGACUUCGUCCCACCGAACGUGAACUUUGUUAUCGAUGAUAUUGAAGAUGAAUGGACUUACAGUCAGCCAUUUGACUAUAUCCAUAGUCGUGUCAUGACAUCUUGCAUUGCAGACUGGGGCGAUUAUCUCAAGAAGUGUUUCGACAACCUUGUCCCUGGUGGCUAUCUCGAGGUCCAAGAAGUCGACGUAAAUAUGAAGUCAGAUGACGGCAGUCUCCGCCCGGAUAACAUCAUGCUUAAGUCUCUUGCCCUGCUGAAUGAAGCGUCUGUUAUGUUCGGCCGACCAUACCUUGAUAUCCUUUCUCUCGUGGACAUCAUGAAAAACAUCGGCUUUGAGGAUGUUGUUGUUGAGAAGUUCAAGUGGCCCAUUAAUCCCUGGCCCCGAGACAAGAAAGCCAAGCUACUUGGAAGUUGGUGCUAUACCAACAUGGCUUGCGGUCUUGAAGCGUUCACGAUGGCACCAUUGACUCGUGCUCACGGAUGGACACCCGAGGAAGUCAAUCUCUGGCUGGUCCAUCAGCGGAAGGCGAUGGCUGAUAGAAACAUUCAUGCCUACUGGCCGCUCUAUUCGAUCUAUGGAAAGAAGCCAUCAAAGGAGAACUAAUAGGCUGGAUGUGCCGGGGGAGCAAGAAACCAAUGUUAAAUAAGGGUGUUGAGAAAAAAUGGUCUAAAUUUUUACUGGCAUACACCAAACUUAUCUAAGUCUUUUCUUGAUUUUGGAUAGAGAUCUUAAGUUUUUCUUGCUCCUCCGGGGCUUGGUAGAAUUGCCCACCAAAUGUAAAGGUUGGCUUUAGCCAGGUAAAUGGAUGUUAGCCUGGGCGGAAUUCCGCCCAGUGGGGUUGCACCAGGGAUAAAGUCAACCAAAUCGACACAUUCUCGUCCA